AUGAAGGACCGUGAAGAAGAAGGGCGCCAAUCACUUGCAACACUACGACGGAAGCCUAUUAAUCACCCAUCAAUCGAGACCGAGUUCCUCGAAAUCAAAGCAUCCGUUAUUCUUGAAAAUACGUUCGCUAAGGAAAAGUUUGCAAAUAUGUCCGGGGUCAAAUUGCAUGCUGCACAAGUAGGUUCCCGGCAGUAUCAAAUCAUAAACUCUCCAUUUCAUGCUAACGUUCCGUACAGUACUACUCACUUCUUAGCACUUGGUCUAGGUUCAGGCGACUUGCAAUUGGAUGUUCCAUUAUGUUUUUCCAACAGUUCAUGGGAUGCAAUGGUACGCUUUCUUCUAUUUACGACCACUGGCCAACUAAACUUGAUAUUAAUGGGGCUUCACAGCUAUGAUUUACUAUGCUCCAACUGUUUUCAAGCAAUUAGGAUUGGAUGGGAAUACGGUAUGUGCAAUUCUAUUUCGUGA
Messenger RNA from Trichophyton rubrum CBS 118892, 468 nucleotides. RefSeq lists its product as uncharacterized. The transcript has a single exon. The record is from RefSeq and is a predicted model, not a curated record. NCBI's taxonomy places the organism in Eukaryota, Fungi, Ascomycota, Eurotiomycetes, Onygenales, Arthrodermataceae. Bases 1 to 468 code for a protein of 155 amino acids.